Molecule: messenger RNA, 1816 nt
Organism: Sorghum bicolor (sorghum)
Lineage: Eukaryota; Viridiplantae; Streptophyta; Magnoliopsida; Poales; Poaceae
Product: ALA-interacting subunit 3
Exons: 8
Coding region: 328-1386 (352 amino acids)
Cellular component (GO): endoplasmic reticulum; plasma membrane; Golgi apparatus
Source: RefSeq, a predicted model, not a curated record
GGUCGACACGAACCCAACCCAGCCCAACCACCUCGCCAGUGAGCGCCUCCCUCCCGUCUCCUCCCUCCUCCCCCUCUGCUGGUCACCACUCCGAAUCAAAUCACUGCUCCCCCAGCUUCCUUUACCUUCGCAGCAAGCAAGCCGGUACCAUCAAGCUAGAUCGCGGGGAAGCUCCUCGCCUCCCCCAUCGGCGCUGCUCCGGCGCGCAGAAGCGUCCUCUCGCGGCGGCCGGGGAGACAACUCCGCGCCGCCAGUUGCGGCGGCGGCGGCGGCUUCCGUGAGGUGGCCUUUGGCCCCAGGGGCGGCGGGCUCGUGGCGGCCGGCGGGAUGAACAGCCACGCGGCCGGAACAAGCAACGGCGGAUCCGGGGAUGCGGCCGCCGGGGGCGCGGCCAGGAGGAACACCAGGAUGCCUAAGUAUUCCAAGUUCACACAGCAGGAGCUGCCAGCUUGCAAGCCGAUUCUUACUCCAAAAUGGGUUGUCUCUGUUUUCUUCAUCGUCGGAGUCAUCUUUGUUCCCAUUGGUGUUGUUUCACUGAUAGCUGCAAGAGAUGUUGUUGAGAUUAUUGAUCGGUAUGAUGAGGCAUGUGUGCCAGGCAACAUGACUGAUGACAAGCUUGCCUACAUCCAGAAUGAAACCAUAUCCAAAGAGUGCAUAAGGAAUCUUACGGUUACAAAGGAUAUGAAGCAGCCUAUUUUUGUGUAUUAUGAACUCGAUAACUUCUACCAGAACCAUAGGAGGUAUGUAAAGAGCCGAAAUGAUGCACAGCUAAGAGAUGCUAGUAAAGCUAACCAGACAUCCGCUUGUGAACCUGAGAAGACCACGGCUAAUGGGCAACCAAUUGUUCCUUGUGGCCUCAUUGCUUGGAGCUUGUUUAAUGAUACAUAUAAUUUUACUCGUGGUACUGAGAACUUGACAGUGGACAAGAAAGACAUCUCCUGGAAGAGUGAUAGGGAGCAUAAAUUUGGUAAAGAUGUCUAUCCGAGCAACUUCCAGAAUGGUGCACUUAAAGGUGGAGCAACACUUAACCCAAAGAUCCCGUUGAGUGAGCAAGAGGACCUCAUCGUUUGGAUGCGGACUGCAGCACUUCCUACAUUCAGAAAGUUAUAUGGGAGAAUACACUUUGACCUCAAGGAGAAUGACACAAUAACAGUGAGAUUGAAUAACAACUACAAUACAUAUAGCUUCGGCGGCAAGAAAAAACUGGUCCUCUCAACUGCAACCUGGCUUGGGGGGAAGAACGACUUUCUUGGCUUUGCGUACCUUAUAGUUGGCGGGCUCUGCAUUUUCCUGGCAUUUGCAUUCACCUUGCUGUACUUCGUAAAACCAAGGAAACUGGGAGACCACAACUACUUAUCCUGGAACAGACACCCUGCAGGACGCUAAGAUGUUUUGGAAUGCCAAGUGUCCAUGCUACUUGAAGUGUAACUUGUAUGAAAUGAAAUGCUCUGAACCAGAAAUCUGUUGGGCAUAUGCAAGUAUGGUUCAGGCUAGAACUUCAUGUACAUUUUUUUACAAAAGGGAUCUAGGUGGCUACGUGAUUUUGUUUCUUGUGUUCUUUAGAGCUGCAUGUAGCAGUGAUCAUGAGAAUACCUAUACCUAUAGAUCUCUAAUGGCUUGCUUCGUGGUAUGAGCGCUCUAAACGGUUUCCGCUAAUAGUUUACUAUGUGAUGUUCAUGCUUCGACUACCGAAGAUCUGUUAUCAGUCAAGGGUGCCUAGGUAACGAUUGAUGUAGAUUGAUUGUAAUAUCCUCAAAGGGAAACAGUACCAACUUCUGUACAAAUCGAUCACUGUCUGAUGUUUGUUUGUCUACUA